Gryllus bimaculatus (two-spotted cricket) is the source of this 717-nucleotide messenger RNA. NCBI's taxonomy places the organism in Eukaryota, Metazoa, Arthropoda, Insecta, Orthoptera, Gryllidae. The record is from the annotation of a GenBank genome assembly.
AAUAUUUGUCAAUGAACUGUACUCAUAUUGCUUUAUUAACGCUAAACACCUCUCUGAAGAAAUUGCCUUCUUGAAUUUUAUGAUUUUUUUAAUUGUGGAUAUUCCAACCAUUCAUAACACUUGUUACACGAAUUGUCAUCGUGUAAGAGACUUCAAAAAAUGAGUAGUAUUUGUCUCGCAGCAGGUUGUGAAACAUAAUGGAACAACUCAUGCUGCUUUCAUUUCAAGUCAAUUUCGUCGUUACCGCUUCGAGCGCUAGAGGGCAACAGGAGGAAUCCCCAACCAUUCCGAAUUGUGCUUUGCUAGGCCGGCCGGCGGCGCUAAGUAGCUCUUCAACCUUUGAUCCUCCGACUAAAGAGAUGGCAUUGGGAAGUACAAACAAAAAAACUGUCCGUAUGAUAACGUGUUUGCGUGAGCGAGCGGCAGUAACAAAUAUGGAUGGAACCGUAUACCUUUACACCAUUACACCUUAAACAAAAACAAUGCCAAUGGAGAUGAAGAAGGAUGCUUGAUGAAGCAUGACCACUACCGUCCUGCAGAAUCAGCCAGCCGUUGGCGUCCUAACUUUCCUUCUGCUAAAAACUUGUCCACUCUGACUCCAUCCUAAGCGGAUUUCACGCCAAAGUUCGUCGCAAGCGGAGAAAGACGUCAGGCAUAAUCGUGAGAUCGACAGAUCUAUCACGGACAUCACGUAUUUUCAAUUAAAAAGGAUUACAA